Molecule: messenger RNA, 1623 nt
Organism: Penaeus monodon (black tiger shrimp)
Lineage: Eukaryota; Metazoa; Arthropoda; Malacostraca; Decapoda; Penaeidae
Exons: 10
Coding region: 54-1439 (461 amino acids)
Cellular component (GO): membrane
Molecular function (GO): transmembrane transporter activity
Source: RefSeq, a predicted model, not a curated record
GAGUGGCUAUUCUUUGAUCAUUUGCCUUGAUUGCGAGACUUAUUGAAGGCAACAUGAAUAUUGACAAGAAAAUGUUACCGAUGAAGAUGCAUUACAUUGCAGCUUUUGCAGGAAUGGGACCUUUGAUUCCAUUCCUGCCGGUCAUAGCUCGUCAGAAGGGUAUGUCUGACGAGGCUGUGGGCAUGAUCUGGACUGCCCUGCCCUUCCUCAGCUUAUUGGCAAAGACGUCAGCUGGGGCGGUGGCUGACUACCUGAGAGCUCACCGCGCUAUCUUCCUGACAGCCGUCGUGGUCAUGGGGGGAGCGCUGACGGGGAUCUACUGGUGUCCUGACGUCAGUAAGGACACCACGCCUGACUUCGCUCCUGAGGGACACUCGGUCAGCAACUCCUCCUUUGCUGCAGAAGGAGGAUUGGCUGAGGAAGGAGAAAAUUCUCUGGUGGACAGAUACGAAUUUUGGCUUCUGUCCAUUCUGCUGUUGCUACAGUUCUGCGGCUACAUGGUGGUGCUUGAUAUGGAGGAGACUGUCUGUUUCCAGAUGCUAGGGGACAAAGCCCAUAAGUACGGACUGCAGAGGCUCUGGGGCACAGUUAGUUACGGCGUCACGGCAGUGGUCGGGGGGGCGCUGGUCGACUGGUAUUCUCGGGGCCAAGAGCAGAAGGACUACCUGCCUGCGCACGUGAUGGUGGUCGUAGCCCUGACUCUGGACGCGGCGGUCGUCUCGCAGCUCGAGUUCACGGUUCCCGACAAGAAAAUUUCCUCAACCGAUGUCCACGCCGUCUUCAGGCAGCCGUCCGUUUUCCUGAUUUUGAUGACGACCGUGGUGCUAGGGACUUCCGGGGGCAUGGUCAGCGCCUUCUACCUCCUGCUGGUGGAGGACACGGCGGCGCUGUGGAACCCUUCUUUCGCCUACCUCAAGCUCCUGCAGGGCCUUCUGCUGGGGGUACAGUGCCUCGCGUCGGAAGUGCCCUGUUUGUUCCUAGCUGGAAAAAUCAUCAAGAAACUAGGAUACGCCAAGUCCUUCUCCCUCGCCCUCCUUGGCUUCAGUCUCCGCCUGUGCCUCUACUCCUGCGUCUCGAAUCCUUGGUGGUUCCUGCCCAUCGAGCUCCUCCACGGGGUGUCCUUCGCCUUGGCCCUCGCCUGUGUCACCUGCUACGCCAACAGCAUCACUCCCGCCGGCGCUGAGGCGACCAUGCAGGCCAUCUUCGGCAGCGCCUUCCACUGCGCAAGCGGUCUGGGAGGCCUUGUGGGUAGCUGGCUGUUCCACGUGAUGAAUGGCUGGUGGAGAGCCUUUUUCUCAAUGGGAUCAGCUGUUGGUGUGUACGCUGUUCUGUUUACGAUCGUCCACGUGAUCCUGACUCGGGUUGGUAGUGCCAAAUCAGCUGUUCAAAAAGAGAAAGGCGGAGACAGCGAAACCCCCUCGAGCUGCUGCGAAUGCUGAAGGGGAAAGCAACAACAAAUACAAAAUACAUAGUUUGUUAUUUGCUGAGUGUUCGGAGCCAAGGUGUUAUUGUUAUGUUUAUUUUUUUGUGAAGGUUAAGAGAUUGUGUGGCGAGGUCGAAUGGAGAGGGAUAAAUGCUUAGGGUUUAGACAGGGAGCAUGUAAAAGAAAAUAUGAAGAAUGGU